CUGUGAGUUCCGCGGAGCGCCCCAUUCUGUUAUCUCACGGCGUCUAAUGACUACUGAGGUCGCUGAUGCAGAGUACCUGGCAAUAGGUGGCAGCACAAUGCACCAAAUAUGAAUAAGCCAGCAAGCUUUCCAGUGAAGAUGAACGCUGCAACCAUACUGCGUGAGGGAGCACGAUUCCUCAGGGACGAAGAACAACAAAUACAAAGGCUGCGCGCCGUCGCGGCCGGUCUAGCGGAUCCCGCAGAGGUGGAGCGCCUGCUGGCGGAGGAGGCGCGCUGCCUGAUGGAACAGCAGCUGGCCGACAUCGAGCGCAAACACCUGCAGGGGCUGCUGAGCCGCGAGGAGGCGGCGCUCGCCAGGCAGGCCGUGCUGCAGCGCAACCGCGAGGCCCACCAGCGCUGCCUACAGGAGAGUGAGGAGCUGUCAGCGAUGCUGGAGCAAAUGCGGGAGGAGGAGCUGCUGAGAGCGCAGCAGAUGGCGGAGAAGAGCCGCGCCGUGCAGCAGGCGGCGCGCGAGGCGCAGCAGCAGCUCCAGAGCCGUAGGCACGCCGCAGUUCAAGAAAUGAAUGAAGAAACCAGAGCUAUGCUAGAGAAAGCACUGAAGGAGCGCGAGGAGGAGCUGCGGCAGCGCGAGGCGCUGAUCCGGGAGGUGCGCGCGCUGCAGCAGGUGCGCGCCGCCUGCGCACGCGCAGAAGCAGAGGAGCGCCGCCGCGACGACGCCACCACCGCAGGCCUGGGACUGCUCUGCGAGAUGUCCAUCGCGGAGCUGCGUGAGCGGCUGCAGCUGCUGCGUGAAGAACUGGAGGAGGAGCUGCAGCUGCGGCAGCGGCGGGCGCGAGAGCAGCGACACGACCACGACGCGCUGCUGCAGCACACCCAACGCUUCGUGCAGCAGCGCCGCUCCGAGUUGAGAUCCGUACCAAAACCACAGAAGCAGGAGCUGAAAGUUCCAGACACAGAAGAACUAGAAGCACUGAGGAAGAAACUAGCAGAGAAACGUGAGCUGCGAAAGAAAAUGGAAGCUGCAGAGAAACUUAGCAGUACCACCUCAUCCUCAGCACACAGUGCCGAAGAACAGAGUUGUUCUCAAAUUGAAGAACAGAGUUAUUCUCAAAUUCAACUGGAAGUAAAUAGUACUCAUGCCUGAAAUUUUUUUCAGCAUCUUAGUCCUUUGUGACUGGCGAUCACAAAAAUAUGGAGAAAGAAUUAUGCCGAAUAUUCUAACACAUCACUUUUGUUCCAUUAAGGCUAUACUGCUAAACAACAUUUGUAAAGUUAUCAAAAUUGUGGUAAC
Molecule: messenger RNA, 1293 nt
Organism: Schistocerca cancellata (South American locust)
Lineage: Eukaryota; Metazoa; Arthropoda; Insecta; Orthoptera; Acrididae
Product: cilia- and flagella-associated protein 99-like
Exons: 8
Coding region: 109-1146 (345 amino acids)
Source: RefSeq, a predicted model, not a curated record